AUGUUUGGCUCCAAGAUUCUCGCUGUUGCUGCGCUUGCGCUGAGUGUCGUCGCUCACGAGACUACCUGUCCAGCACCCACAACCGUCACAAUCACCGUCACGCACUCUAUUACCCGGCCUGGACCGCCACCAACGCCUUCAAGCUCGUAUGCAUCUCCUCCUCCUCCUGCUGAAUCGGUCGUAGCGCCUAGCCCGAGCAGCGUUGUCAGUCUCACUAGCGCUGUAACGCCCCAUGAGCCUAUUCCUACUUCAGAGACUGCUGCACCCUCUGGCCCGGCUCCAAGUAUUGCUCCGUCAGCGCCACUUGAGAGUUCUCCCGCUGCCUCUGGUGCUACUACUGUACCUAUCGUCGUCGCGCCGUCCGCCGUUGUGCCGCCCGUCUCGUCAACCGUUGAAGCCCCACCGGCUUCAUCCAGUGCGGUUGCCUCGAGUCCUGCGCUCCCAGAGAUCACGAAUGCAGCUGCUAUUGCUACGCCCUUGGGUGGUUUGGGCUCGCUCUUGGCUAUCGGCGCUGCAGCUCUAGUCGCCGUUGUCUAA
Bipolaris oryzae ATCC 44560 is the source of this 537-nucleotide messenger RNA. RefSeq lists its product as uncharacterized. Lineage: Eukaryota; Fungi; Ascomycota; Dothideomycetes; Pleosporales; Pleosporaceae. Bases 1 to 537 code for a protein of 178 amino acids. The transcript is spliced from 2 exons. The record is from RefSeq and is a predicted model, not a curated record.